Messenger RNA from Neoarthrinium moseri, 801 nucleotides. RefSeq lists its product as uncharacterized. Gene Ontology annotation, molecular function: protein phosphatase inhibitor activity. The transcript has 2 exons. The record is from RefSeq and is a predicted model, not a curated record. The coding region runs from base 1 to 801 and encodes 266 amino acids. Lineage: Eukaryota; Fungi; Ascomycota; Sordariomycetes; Amphisphaeriales; Apiosporaceae. Gene Ontology annotation, biological process: regulation of signal transduction.
AUGGAGGUCCAGAGCAGCCCGCCGUCCGAGCUGCACAGUCCCCCGCCGCCCGACGCGGCUAAGCGCCCGAGAGGCAUCCUGAAGAACUCGUACCGCGGUUCGCCGCCCACCUCCCCCACCAGGGAGAGGGAGAGGGCCUUGUCGGAGAAGGAGAUCGUCAUCCAGAACACGGCCGUCAACGCCGGCCACCGCCGCUCGUCUAGCGCCGCCUCGCGGCCCCCCGGCUCGCGCCGCCAGUCGUCGCGCACGCCCUCGGCCUCGGCCGGCGAGGAGGGCGAGAACGCGCAGUCGCAGGAGGCGCGCCUCAAGUGGGACGAGGCCAACCUGUACCUGACGGAGCAGGAGCGCACCAGCACCAUGAAGAUCACGGAGCCCAAGACGCCCUACGCCAAGCACUACGACCCGGCUGAGGACCCGGACGACGACGACGCCUACAUGGACGGCAGCGGCGACGCCAUCCCCGGCCUGAGCCUGGGCGAGCCCGAGGAGGCCGUGCCCGACGUGCCGCCCGCCGAGCGCAAGCCCAGCAAGGUCCACGUUAGCGACGAGGACGCCACCCCGCUGCACGACGCCGACGCCAACAUGCUGGGCAUGACCCCCGAGGAGCGCGAGAAGCACCGCCGCUUCGAGGAGCUGCGCAAGAAGCACUACGAGAUGAGCGAGGCCGUCGGCCUGCUCGGCCACCCCGAGAUCGUAGACGACGAGGACGUGGACGGGGACGACGACGACGACGACGACGACGGGGAGAAGAAGGUGCCCCCCGUGCCCAAGAUCCCGGCGGGCGUCAACGGCUCGUCAUAA